Molecule: messenger RNA, 1009 nt
Organism: Cavia porcellus (domestic guinea pig)
Lineage: Eukaryota; Metazoa; Chordata; Mammalia; Rodentia; Caviidae
Product: MICOS complex subunit MIC25-like
Exons: 1
Coding region: 88-768 (226 amino acids)
Biological process (GO): cristae formation; DNA damage response
Cellular component (GO): MICOS complex; mitochondrion
Source: RefSeq, a predicted model, not a curated record
GCACUCAGCGCGGCGUCUGCUGGUUGCUCUGGAGUUGGGUAGCGUGGUCGUGUGCCCGCCUACCUGCCGGUCUGCCCGCCUCUGGCCAUGGGGAGCACUGAGAGCAGCGAGGGUCUCAGGGUGUCCUUCGGAAUGGACGAGGAGGAGCGGGUCCGGGUGCUGCAGGGCAUCCGGCUGUCUGAGAACGUGGUCCAUCGCAUGAAGGAUUCCAGCCCACCUGCAGAAGGUCAGCAGCCAGCUUCUCAGCAAGAACCCAGACUUCCCAGGUCUGAGACCAAUGAUGGCCAGCAGCUCUUAGGAGUGAAGGAGGACCUCAAGAGGUUCAGACAGGAGCAGGCUACCAUCCAGGAUGAGCUGUUCCAGGUGGUGAAGCGGGAAAGAGAGGCAGCUGCCAAGCACUUGCCAUUGGCCCCGCCUGUGGUGGAGAGUGGUACUGAUCAGGAGGAGCAGCAGUCAGCCCGGCUGGCCAGGGAGCUGGGAAGCAAAGAGGCAGAACUCAGACGCUGUGAUACCUUCUUCCAGGAGCAGCUGGGGCACAUCGAGAGGAAGAAAGCCGAGAUGUAUAAACUGUCCUCACAGCAAUUCCACGAGGCAGCUUCGAAAGCAGAGAACACAAUCAAGCCCCGCAGGGUGGAGCCCGUGUGCUCAGGGCUGCAGGCCCAGAUCCUUCGCUGCUACCGUGACCACGCACACGAGGUGCUGCUGUGCUCCAACCUGGUCAAGGCCUACCAGUGUUGCGUGUGUGCGAGCGCUGCCCACAAGGGCUGAGGAGCAGCUACCACAUCUGGUAGCAGGGACCAGCUUUCAGCUGUGACCAAAAGACCAGCCACGGGACCACAGACACAGACUUCAGGCCACGCCACUGUGCUCUGCCCUUCCUGAGGGCAUUGCAUAUCCUCUGAGCACAGCCACCAUGUAUUUAGGAAACAGCAUGUGCUGCUAUCUGAAAACAAAUAAAGCAGAUGCCUUUGUUUUCAGUCAAAAAAAAAAAAAGAAAAAAAAAGAAUAA